Messenger RNA from Dufourea novaeangliae, 1062 nucleotides. Its product is annotated as piggyBac transposable element-derived protein 2-like. The record is from RefSeq and is a predicted model, not a curated record. NCBI's taxonomy places the organism in Eukaryota, Metazoa, Arthropoda, Insecta, Hymenoptera, Halictidae. The annotation marks the transcript as partial. The transcript has 2 exons.
AUGUCAGACAGCGGGGCGUAUACUGGCAAACCGUGUCCCGGAAGCAUGAAGAGCAUGGCUUUGCGGGACAACGGCCCAACGAGCCCCGCGGUCACCGUAUUCCGGAAGGCAGUUCCUUACGAACGGAGCGCCGGACGAGAAGGAACGUGCCCAUCUUUUGGGUUGGGGAUCUCAUCAGAUAUUGUGUUGCACUUAGCUUCUAAUGUUCGACAACACAAGAAUUAUAAAUUAUAUUUCGAUAAUUGGUUCACUUCUAUAAGCCUGAUGAUUGCGCUAAAAGAAAAAGGCAUUUUGGCAGUAGGAACAAUUCGAAGCAAUCGAAUGAAAAACUGUUGUCUUAUGAAUGAAAAGGAGCUCAUGAAAAAAGGUCGUGGAUCAUAUGAUUUCAAAUUUGAGGUAGCACAUAAUUUAGUUGUCUGCCGCUGGUACGACAACAAGAGCGUUCAGCUAGUCUCAAAUUAUAUAGCUGAAAAACCAGUUUCAGAAUGCAAACGCUGGUGUCGUAAAGAAAAGAAGUAUUUGAAUAUACCUAGACCUGCUAUUGUCGAGUGUUAUAACAAGCAUAUGGGAGGCGUAGACUUGGCUGACAUGUUGUUAGACUUGUAUAAAAUCAACCACCGUUCUAAGAAAUGGUAUAUGCGUAUUGUAUACUGGUGCCUCAGCACAGCAGUAGUCAAUAGCUGGUUGUUGUAUAGAAGAGAUCUAAAAAAUCACGAAGGAAGAACGAAACAUAUGUCGUUGUUGAAUUUUCAAUUGAUGAUAGCAAACGAGCUUCUACACGAUUCUGAUAUUACGCCAGUACACCAACGCAAAAGAGGCCGUCCAUUGGGAAUCCUUUCAAGCAUGCACUCAAAUGCACCGUCACCAGUGUCUCCAGCACCAUCUAACAUUUCAGACGUUUCAUUACAAAGUUCAUCGUCAUCAGCAAAACGAUCAUACAUAGCAGAACCCCCAAAAUCCAUGCGUCUCGAUCAAACUAGUCAUUGGGUUGAAUGGGGAGCAAAAGGAAGGUGUAGAUUAUGCCAUACCGGUAUUCCAAAAUCAAAAUGUUCAAAAUGCAAG